This is a messenger RNA of Drosophila kikkawai, 822 nucleotides long. RefSeq names its product ribosomal protein S9 (gene RpS9). Gene Ontology annotation, cellular component: cytosolic small ribosomal subunit. Gene Ontology annotation, molecular function: structural constituent of ribosome; rRNA binding. Gene Ontology annotation, biological process: ribosomal small subunit biogenesis; translation. NCBI's taxonomy places the organism in Eukaryota, Metazoa, Arthropoda, Insecta, Diptera, Drosophilidae. The record is from RefSeq and is a predicted model, not a curated record.
CGAAACAUCGAUAGUAUCGAUAGUGCUCCGAUGUUUUGAUAAAUGUCGAUUGUUUUCAAACCCUGGUCAGGUUCCCUGCGUAUUUUCCUUCUCUUUUCUUUGUUCACUUCAGCGAAACUGCUGGGUUGAAUUGUUGGAACCAUGGUGAACGGCCGCAUCCCUUCGGUCUUCUCGAAGACCUAUGUGACUCCUCGUCGCCCCUAUGAGAAGGCGCGUCUGGACCAGGAAUUGAAGAUCAUUGGAGAGUAUGGUCUUCGCAACAAGCGUGAGGUGUGGCGCGUGAAGUACGCCCUUGCCAAAAUCCGUAAGGCUGCCCGUGAGCUCCUGACCCUUGACGAGAAGGACGAGAAGCGUCUGUUCCAGGGUAACGCCCUGCUGCGUCGUCUGGUGCGCAUUGGUGUCUUGGACGAGUCCCGCAUGAAGCUCGAUUACGUGCUGGGCCUGAAGAUCGAGGACUUCUUGGAGCGCCGCCUGCAGACCCAGGUGUUCAAACUGGGUUUGGCCAAGUCCAUUCAUCACGCUCGUGUGUUGAUCCGCCAGCGUCACAUUCGUGUCCGCAAGCAAGUGGUCAACAUUCCCUCGUUCGUUGUGCGCCUGGACUCCCAGAAGCACAUUGAUUUCUCCCUGAAGUCUCCCUUCGGUGGCGGCCGCCCCGGCCGUGUCAAGAGGAAGAACCUGAAGAAGAACCAGGGUGGUGGUGGCGGCGCUGCCGAAGAGGAGGAGGACUAAGUGCUAAACCGGCUGCAACUGGUUGCACGAGAGUAUUGUGUGAAUAAACACUGAAAAAUUGUUUUACACAAAAUAAACAAAAAAUGCCCUAAA